Messenger RNA from Staurois parvus, 346 nucleotides. The record is from the annotation of a GenBank genome assembly. Lineage: Eukaryota; Metazoa; Chordata; Amphibia; Anura; Ranidae.
UCUGGGCACUGGUGGGUGGCAUUGGUGGGCACAGGUGGGUGGCACUGGUGGGCACAUGUGGGUGGCACUUCUGAGCACAGGUGUGUGGCACUGCUGGGUGGCACAGGGGGGUGCACUGCUAGGCACAGGUGGGUGCACUGCUGGGCACAGGUGGGCGCACUGCUGGGCACAGGUGGGUGGAACUGGUGGCUGGCACUGCUGGGCACCGAUCAUCAGGGCACUGAUCAUCAGUGCCCUGAUGAUCGGUGCCGAUCCCUGCUCUGACAACUGCCGGUUUCAUCUCGGCAGUACUUUCCUCAAGCUCUGACAGCGUGAGGAAAGUGCAGCCGAGAACCAGCAAUUGCAU